Xyrauchen texanus (razorback sucker) is the source of this 2405-nucleotide messenger RNA. It is a transcript of the gene lmo4lb, whose product is annotated as LIM domain transcription factor LMO4.1. The transcript has 5 exons. The coding region runs from base 270 to 740 and encodes 156 amino acids. NCBI's taxonomy places the organism in Eukaryota, Metazoa, Chordata, Actinopteri, Cypriniformes, Catostomidae. The record is from RefSeq and is a predicted model, not a curated record.
UGCUGACGGAGUAAUUUAACGUCGUCGAAGACCACGCACUCUUUCGGUUUGGAGUGUCGCACCAACGGAACCAAUACCCCAUAUAUUCAGAUACGCAGUUCAGUCACCAUCUAGCAAAGCAUCGUUAAUUAAAGUGUGUUGUCGAUUUACUUUUACAAUGUGUUAGUGGAUUCGCGCGGUGUGAAGAGGAGGACAGACAGCAGAGCGCGAGGAUAACUGUAACUUUAUCAAGUCUGAAACUGAGUCUCCAAGUUCUUCAAGCCGUGGCUAUGGUGAACAGCCAGGUUACAGGUGGAGCAUGUGUGUCUAGAUCGUGCGCGGGCUGUGGGGGUCGCAUCGCAGACCGCUUCCUGCUCUUCUCCAUGGAACGCUACUGGCACACGCGCUGCCUUAAGUGCUCGUGCUGUCAAGCUCAGCUGGGAGAGAUCGGAACAACCUGCUACAGCAAAGGAGGCAUGAUCCUCUGCAGAACAGACUACAUCAGGUUGUUUGGACACACAGGGGCUUGCUGUGCAUGUGGUCAGUCCAUUCCUGCCAAUGAAAUGGUGAUGCGUGCUCAGGGCAAUGUUUACCACCUCAAGUGCUUCUCCUGUGCAACGUGCAGAAACCAGUUGGUCCCCGGGGACCGAUUCCACUAUGUAAACGGCACCAUAUUUUGUGAACACGAUCGACCAGGAGCUGCACUCCUUAGUACACACCUGCAGAGUAACCCAGUGCUACCCGACCAGAAAGUUUGCUGAAGGGCUUCUCGUCUCCUUCAUCCCUUCCUUGCUGUCUGUUUAUUCCCCCGUCCUCUGUCCAGCUCAUCACAGCUCCUUCAGCACACACUCCUCCUAUGAUGCAACUUACAUUUACAGACCUGAAUUUAAAGCUUCUGCAUAGCUAUAUUUACUUUGAAAGAGAGCGAGUAUGUGCUGUGAGAGUAAUGGAAACAUUUCUAUUUAUCAGCUUUCACAUCAAACUCUUAUUGGCCAGCAUUGUGGUAAAUGUGGUGGACACUGCAGUAUUUCUCGUGAUGAUGAGAUUGACAUUGUGGCUUCCUCUCUCACCUCACCUCCCGAAUCAGAAGUAACACAUCUAUUUUGUCACAGAACAUCCUGUCUCUCUCUGCCUUAUAGAGAAGGCAGUUUAAAGCAGUUCUGCAUUGUACAUUUAAAAAAAAAAAAAAAGUCAACAUAAAACGGUAUUAGCAAUCCAUUUUAUUUUUGUAAUCUGACAUAUUUCUGAGUGAAACAUGAUAUUUAUUUGGGAUCUGAUUGGAUUGUAAAAAUAAUGGGUGUUACAUACCAGAAUGGAGCCAGGUGGUUGAAUGGGAGGUGUUUAAAUGUAAGAGGGAUUCGUGAUCUCAGCCAAAAAGGAAUGUUUUUUUUUAGAAGCAGAGCAAUUUACAAAGACAAACAUUUUUAAUGGGGACUUCAAUAAAGAUCAAUGAUGAAGUAUACACAUAAAGACCAGGAUUUUGCAAAUAGUUUGGUUUAUUUUUAUUUUAUGUUGACUUUAAGUCAGAAUGUCUAGUCAAAAACUUAAAGGAAUAUUCCGGGUUCAAUAAAAGUUAAGCUCAAUCAACAAAAGGAAAAAAAUCUGGGUUCCAGUAAGGACACUUAUAAUGGAAGUGAAUGGGGCCAGUUCAUAAAUGUUAAAAUACUCACUAUUUCUAAAGUUUAGCCACAAAAUAUAAACAAUAUGUGAUAAAAUCACUUCUAUCAGGAAGACACGCAGGCUUGAGUGAGGUUUAUGAUGCCAUUUAUUUGAUGAAUGUAAAACAGAAAAGUAAUGUCUCUCUUUGGCGUAGGCACCGUCUGGCCGUCCGAGGGAGUUGUACUAGGAACCAUCAUAUCCUGCCGGAGAUAGAAUGCAGGGGCGAGGAGCCUACCCCCGUGCGGGACAGGGCUCAACUGGUGAUGGUGGGGUGGUGGAGGUUGCCGUGUUAGCACACUGAAACAGCAAUAUGAUAGAUUCUGAUCAGACUUAUAAAGCAAUGGCUUACAUGCGAUUGGCUAGAAAUUACCCAGCUAAUGGUGUGAUGAUGAACAGCUGCUAGUCUUCCCGCUAGAACUACACUGCGCUUACAUUUACUAACCAUUUCUAUGUAAAGUUAUAGCCAGUUUUACAACUUCGUGGCAAUGACGAUGCUAUGUCAACAAACAAUAAAACGAAUGAAAAAAUUUACGGCUCAAAUGGUUGUGGUAAUCAACAUUAUACCACAAAUUCUGUCGAUUGAGCUUAACUUGUAGUGAACCCGGAAUAUUGCUUUAAUUACAGAAAAUGAACUUUGUACAUAUUUUAGACAUGGUUUAGGAUGUACAAUUGUAAAUAUGUUUUUUUUUUAUUUAAUCUCUGUGAUGGUUGAAUUAUAUGCUCAACAUGUGAUGUCUAUUUAAAGUGUAAAUAUCCAAUAAAUGAAA